AUUGAGUCCUCUCCAUGUGAUUGCCACCGCUUUUAAUUUUUAUUUUGUGAAGAAAACUUUAUUUAAUGCUUGUGGAUUUUCAUAUGAGAUCAGGACAUUUGUUAAAAAAAAUGUGAUUUUUUUAAUUUUUUUUUACCUUGUAAAAUUUAGUUUUCUUGAUUCUUGGAGAUGAUGUGCUAGGGAUUAGUCAAGAUUCAUUGGUUAAAAGAAGAACAUUUUGUGCCAAUUCAAUAUGAUCGAGUAGACGUGAUAGAAUAGUUUGAUGAUCGUACAGUCGUUUUCACGAUUAUAAAGGUAGAUUCUAGUAACCCUAACCCGUUUUUUAAGAGAAAUGAGAAAAAACCCUAUCAAUAGAGGCAGCUAUUAUGAUCAAUGUUCCACAUCCCAUUCCCCAAAGCCCAUGCACAGCCAAAGUGAUCUUUUCAUAUUUUACAUUUUGUAUAAAUUAAUGAUCUCAUUCAUAUGAUUCUACUAGUCUUAUUGUAUAUGAGAAAGAAUGGUUUUUAAAUGCUAUGUUUAGUGAUGAAUAUAAUGUUUUUGGCAGCCAAAAGGUGAUCUGAAGAAGAAAAUAGAGGAUUGGAAAUGGCAACUGAUCAAGGAUCAUCAGAAAACCAAGACUGGCUUGCUGUGAAGAACUGGCGAAAUAUACAGAAAGAGCGUGAGAGAGAAAAGCGGCGAAUGCGUGACAGAGAAAGAAGGCAAUCGAUGAGCCUUGAAGAGAGGGAGAGGCAUCUAGCGAGGCGGCGCAGAAACUACCAACUCAGAAGGCAAAGAGCCUUGAAUAAUGCUGCUGCUAAAACGGGUCACCAAGUGUUGAACACUGGCAGUGAAGCUGAAAACGAGAAUAGUAAUAAUAAUCUUCAAGUGGUUUCUGUCGUCCCGGAACUCGAAUUCCAUUCGGACUCUGCACCGCGAUUUGUGUCUACCAAGAACUCGAUUUCUGUUGAUUAUGGUGCAGAGGCAAGAAGAAUUCGCCCCGUGAAAUAUCCAUAUCCCAAAGGGCUGCAUUUCUAUCAAAUCAGACAUCUUGCCCGGUUACUAAACAGUCGUUCUGGCGAGGUUCAUGACCAUCAUCAACAGGUUGGAGCAGAAGUGACUGACAAAAACUAUGAUGUUACCAAGUCCUCAGGAAAACUGUGGAGAAGAAUACGGUUAAUAGACAUGAAACGUCUAGCUCGAGCACUCAAUUCUGUUCCAAAAGGCCAGCCCAACGCAGCCAAUAAUAAUUCAGGGGAAAGGAUCGAGGAGGUCGAGGGGAAUGCAGAGCAGAUGAUAUGCAGCAGCAAAUCAUUGACGCCUGAACAAUCGAAUGAAGCCAUCUGCGAUGUUCAACAAGUUAAUGCAUAUUCUGGUGUCUUUGCCCCAUGAUGGAUUGAAGAUGGAUGUAAGUUCACCACAGAACAUGAUUCAGCAUGGAAAAUAUAGGCUUUUACUUUAAGUUCUUGGCAUAUACAUAUAUAUACCUUGUAAAUCUUUACCAACCAUUUUUCCUUCCUUCUCAAUUCAGACUACAGAUAUUUUCUGGUAAAUAUGAAUGAAGAGGCAAAUAUGUAAUAGUUAAGCCUGAAUUAUGAUUUCCGUUUGGAAUUUUGGCCUCCAGUUGUACUGUUCUAUCAUUGGCAUUCUUGUUUUCCCUGAAUCAUCAAUACUCUUCUUUCUUUUUGUUAACAUUGGUUUGGUUUUA
Ipomoea nil (Japanese morning glory) is the source of this 1684-nucleotide messenger RNA. RefSeq lists its product as uncharacterized. NCBI's taxonomy places the organism in Eukaryota, Viridiplantae, Streptophyta, Magnoliopsida, Solanales, Convolvulaceae. The transcript is spliced from 5 exons. Bases 583 to 1368 code for a protein of 261 amino acids. The record is from RefSeq and is a predicted model, not a curated record.